Bathycoccus prasinos is the source of this 639-nucleotide messenger RNA. RefSeq lists its product with no specific name. Gene Ontology annotation, cellular component: cytosolic large ribosomal subunit; ribosome. Gene Ontology annotation, molecular function: structural constituent of ribosome; RNA binding. Gene Ontology annotation, biological process: cytoplasmic translation; ribosomal large subunit assembly. The coding region runs from base 1 to 639 and encodes 212 amino acids. The transcript has 2 exons. The record is from RefSeq and is a predicted model, not a curated record. Lineage: Eukaryota; Viridiplantae; Chlorophyta; Mamiellophyceae; Mamiellales; Bathycoccaceae.
AUGGAUGCGAACGGCGCGCGCUCGAUGAUUCGUCGUCGAAAUGUUGAUGAAAUACGUUUGGACGAGUUGAUAUCGAGUUUGCAUAAAGGAGCAAAGAAAGUCAAAUCUGGGACACCGUCCUUUUACCCGGCGGAUGACAUCAAAAAGCCGCUCAAGUCGCAAGCCAAGUCGCAAGCGAAGAACCAAACGAAGUUGCGCAAGAGCAUCACACCGGGGACCGUGUUGAUCGUCUUAGCUGGUCACUUCAAGGGGAAGAAGUGCGUGUUCUUGAAGCAAUUAGAUUCUGGUUUGUUGUUGGUGUGCGGCCCGUAUGGCAUCAACGGCGUGCCGGUGAAGCGAUUGAACCAAAGAUACGCCAUCGCCACCUCCACCAAGGUUGACGUUUCCAAAGUUGAUUGCAAAGCGUUUGACGAUAAAUACUUCAAAAAGCCGGCGAAGGACCGCUCGGCCAAGUCUGAGGAUGGUUUCUUUGCCGCGCCGACGGCGAGAAAGGAAUUGCCGGCUGAGUACGUCGCGGCAAACAAAGCUUUGGACGCCUCGGUUGGCGCCGCCAUCGGCGCCGUGCCGCACUUGAAAGAGUACAUGUCCUCUUUGUUUUCCCUUAAAAGUGGCGACAAGCCCCACGAGAUGGUCUUCUAA